AUGUCUAACAUUAUGCUAAUACUCUUGAGUUUCAUCAUAGCAUACGCAACCUACUACGCAAGUGAAACUGUACAGAGCAUCGUCAUAAUCAUCAACCAGCACAAGAUCCUCCGUCCACGAAGAUUCAAAUUUGGACAGGAUACAGGUACUGACCAGACCCAAUUUUCUGCAACUGAAGAAUUCACGAAGUCUGUCAUGCAUUCACACUCACGAAGUCAUGCGUUCCUACUCAUUCGACAUGAGCGAUUUUUAUUUACCGACCAUCAAAGCAUUCAAGGUUUGAUCACGCAUUCAAGGUUUGAUCACGUACGUAUACAUAGAUUCAAUUGUGAGUUGUUCAUCAGUGCUUCAGUCUGAGAUCUUCCAGUUCCAUCUAUUCCAUUUACCUGAGCUUCAACAUAUAUCUCUGUCUACAACUAUGUCCUCGCAAUCUAGCUUUCUCAUCAUGUAUCAGUUGUUUAUGUUCAUGGUUCACAGAUCUUCUCGUUCAUCUUCAUACUGCGACUUCCUAACAUUUCCACACUUUUUUUCUCCACGUGUAAUGCAUGACAAUAUUAAUUCGUUCCCACACUUCUUCCGAUUUCAUCUAUUUUUGUACAGUCUUAAUUCCAUCUUACUAGCAUGAGCCAUAUAGGAUCAAAAUACACAAGAUUUAAGAUCCGAAGGAUUAAAACAAGACCAACAUCCGACCUAAUUGAACAAAUAGAAAUGGCAUGAGAAAAUACUCGACUCCUACGUUCCAAGUGCGACAAAGUAGAUUGACAUAAAUUUAUCUUAUACAUGCCGCAACCAUUCUGCGAACAAAGUGAACCGUAAUCAUACUUCGUCUAUUCUUCAAAGAGAACGGCGCAUACAACAUGAAUUUCUGACAUGAAUUUCUGACAUGUUUGACAAAUUGCAACGAAGAAGAUGCUGAAUGAAAGGCGAAGACCCAAGUUUACAACUUCCAGCAACUUCCUUCUGUACUCAAUCUGACACAUCAUGGACAGAGUAUUCAUUGUUGCAGAGUUCAAAGAACCCCCGACACGUCUGUUUAAGCGACUCCCUUGUGAAUUAGUUGCAAGACUGACAUACUUAAGCUUAUACUUGUAAAGAACCCACAUGGACAACUACUGCAGAGAAGCAACCCAAUGACAACCAAAAUGACCCAGACACGCCCCACUGUAUAUAUGUUGACUGGAAUACUUGUAUAAAUUGGUAGUUCCACCAAAGCAAG
Amoebophrya sp. A25 is the source of this 1216-nucleotide messenger RNA. The record is from the annotation of a GenBank genome assembly. Lineage: Eukaryota; Dinophyceae; Syndiniales; Amoebophryaceae.